AUGGCUCCUGUCGCCGUUGAACAGCAACAACCGGUGCUUCCUCCGGCUCCCGUCCGGGGGCCGCUGGAUUACAAGGUCGCUUUCAACUAUGGCCCGAAGUCGUACCAGAAAGAAAACGAGGAGCAGGGGAGCGGGAAGCAUGCGCCUGCCAAAUACCCCCACUAUCUGCCAACAUGGAGCCCCAAGACCUAUCCGCCUCUUGAGCCAUUCGAGCACUACGAGCACGGCAAAGACGCUGACCCUUCAUUCCCGCACCUCUUCGCCACUGGCAAGCACAGGCCCUUGGCACCGAAGAUUGGCUCUGAAGUCACCGGUGUGCAACUGAGCAAGCUUUCCGAUAAGGGCAAGGAUGAGCUGGCGCUCUUCGUUGCUCAAAGGAAGGCAGUCGCGUUCCGUGACCAGGACCUUGCCGACUUGCCGAUCCAGGAGGCAUUGGACUUCGGCGGCUACUUUGGAAGGCACCACAUCCACGUCUCGAGCGGUGCCCCCGAGGGAUACCCGGAGAUUCAUCUUGUGCACCGCGGUGCCGACGAGACCACUGCCAGAGACUUCUUCCAGGAGAGGACGAAUUCCAUCACCUGGCACUCUGACGUGACUUUCGAGGCACAGCCUCCCGGUACAACUUUCCUGUACGUCUUGGAUGGACCUGAGGCUGGAGGUGACACUCUCUUUGCAAGCAUGGUGGAAGCAUACAACCGUCUGUCUCCUGAGUUCCAGAAGAGGUUGCAUGGCCUCAAGGCUAUUCACUCUGGCUUUGAGCAAGCCGAGGCCAGCGCCGCUCGUGGAGGUGUCGUUCGCCGUACGCCUGUUGCCCACGAACAUCCUCUCGUCCGGACGCACCCUGUCACGGGCGAGAAGGCUCUUUACGUGAACGCACAGUUCACGCGUCGCAUCGUUGGCCUGAAGAAGGAGGAGAGCGACCUGCUGCUGAAGUUCCUUUUCGACCAUGUUGCUGCUGGCGCCGACUUCCAGGCUCGCCUCAAGUGGGAGCCUGGCACUGUCGUCGUUUGGGACAACCGUGUCACUACUCACACCGCGAUCCUGGACUGGGAUGAUGGCCACCGACGCCAUCUUGCGCGCAUUACGCCUCAGGCAGAGCGUCCUUACGAGACGCCGUUCGAAGAGAAGAAAUAG
This is a messenger RNA of Lasiodiplodia theobromae, 1134 nucleotides long. Its product is annotated as Taurine catabolism dioxygenase TauD/TfdA. Gene Ontology annotation, molecular function: 2-oxoglutarate-dependent dioxygenase activity. The record is from RefSeq and is a predicted model, not a curated record. NCBI's taxonomy places the organism in Eukaryota, Fungi, Ascomycota, Dothideomycetes, Botryosphaeriales, Botryosphaeriaceae. The transcript has 3 exons. Gene Ontology annotation, cellular component: cytoplasm. Bases 1 to 1134 code for a protein of 377 amino acids.